CUGGUCUUUAGAAAUUGCCUUUAGGUGACGCGAUUGUUUCUUACGCUUCUUUUCUACAGCUUUCGUGCACCAUUUUCUAUUCGAUUGCGGUAUGAAUUGAGAAAAAAUAUUUUUCUGCGGGUUGUUCAGAGAAGUCAUAAUAUUUUAAUUUUUAGAGGUAAAAGUUGUGAAGCAUAUCAUUAGUUCGCGUUAAAAGUACAUGAUUACAGUUAGCAAAUUAUCAUGUGUGGAGAAAUGUUGGUAAAAAGUGAAGAAAAGUGAAAGGAAACAUAAGAUUUUGUUGAAAAAGUUCACGUUUUAGCCGGUGUGGUUGGUAUAAAAAGAGCGUACCGUUUCUAAUAUACAUACAUAAAAUUUAAUUGAAUGCUGCUCAUAACGGAGGUUGAAAAUUUGUUAACAAUUGUUAACGAAAUUGAAAUAUAAAUUUCCUUGAGGCUUUGGGUAUUGAGCCAGUUUAAAUUGUUCAGAAAAAUUGAAAUUAGUUAAUAUCGGCCAUGGCUGACGGUGCUGUGCUAGAUCUUUAUGCUGAAGAUUUGGAUAAGGAUUUUUCCGCGCAGAACCAGGAGGAAUUUGCAGCAGAAGGGGUCGAUCUGUAUGAUGACAUAGGUGGUCCCACAGAACCAUCAUCUGUUCCUCCCGGAGUGACAGUAUCGGCAAAUGCAGUUGAAAAUGCUGCGCCAGUAGUUGGAGGCGAUUCAGCCGCUAACGGUAGCGGUUCAAAUGGUCUUUACCAUCAAGGAGGUGGUAGUUUAACUCCUAAUCAUAUGGGUCGCCGUUAUCAGCUAUAUGUAGGCAAUUUAACAUGGUGGACAACCGACCAAGAUAUUGCUAAUGUUAUGAGAGAAAUUGGAGUAACUGACUUUCAAGAGGUUAAAUUUUUUGAAAAUAGAGCUAACGGCCAAUCAAAAGGAUUCAGUGUUAUAUCACUUGGAUCUGAAGCUAGUUUGCGGGUAGUUUUGGAACGUUUACCUAAAAAGGAGUUGCAUGGCCAAGCACCUGUUGUAACCUAUCCAACGAAACAGGCACUAAACCAGUUCGAGAGUUUACAGAAGACUCGGCCGGUGCCACCGUCGCAACAAAAUGGCCCUCCUCGUGGGCCCGCGCCACCAAAUAUGGGGGUGGGUGGGCCAAUGCCUCCACAUCCUGGUGGACAAGGUGUGCCUCCUGGUCAUCCUCCACGUAUGAUUAAUCCCAAUAUGGCACCAGGUCAAUAUAGACCACAACAUAUGCAACAGGGUCCACCUGUUGGUCCAAAUGCUGGUCCUCCACGCAUGCAGGCGCCAAUGCAUCAAGGAGGUGGACAUAUGGGACCGCAACAGCCAUUGCCCGGUCCACCGCCACGCUAUCCGCCAAAUCAAGGUCAGUGGACAGCUACAGGACAGCCUCGUCCAAAUGGUCCAAGAGCGGGACCGCCAAAUGGACCACCGCAGCGACCGCAAAUGUUCCAGGGACCACCAGGAGGAAUGCCCAUCCGUGGCCCACGUCCAGAUUGGAAUAGGCCUCCAAUGCAUGGUGGUUUUCCACCUCAAGGUCCGCCUGGAGGACCUCCGCAGGGACCACCGCAUAUGCAAGGUCCGCCACGUGGUCCACCAGGUGGUCCUCCUCAAAUGGGCCCUGGCGGUCCGCCAGGAGGUCCUCACGGUGGUCCCGGUGGGCCAGCACCGCACGUGAAUCCGGCGUUCUUUGCCCAGCCAGGUGGUCCUCCUCAGCAUCCAGGCGGACCGCCAAUGAGUGGUCCACCACAUGGCCCACCAGGACCACCACAACAAGGGAUGGGUAUGCCACCUCAACAUGGUCCCCCACCACACUUUGCCCAACAAGGUGCACCACGGGGACCGUGGCCGGGCCCAGCUCCGGCGAAACCGCAAGGUCAAUUCCCUGACCAAGCAAUUGGUCCCCAGUUAUCCGAAGUGGAAUUCGAGGAAAUCAUGAGCAGAAACCGUACUGUGAGCAGUUCAGCUAUAGCCAGAGCCGUUUCAGAUGCGGCUGCUGGGGAGUAUUCCAGUGCGAUUGAAACAUUGGUCACGGCUAUUUCACUCAUAAAACAGUCGAAAGUGGCGCAUGACGAGCGUUGUAAGAUCUUGAUCAGCUCCUUGCAAGACACAUUGCAUGGCAUUGAAACGAAAAGUUAUAAUCGGCGGGAACGUUCACGAUCUCGUGAGCGCACUCAUCGACCAAGACAACGCAGGGAGCGUUCGUCGUCACGUUAUAGAGAACGUUCACGUGAACGGGAACGUGAGCGCGACCGUGAUCGUGAGGCUGGAUAUAGGGAGCGCUCCAGAAGCAGAGAACGCGAACGUCCCGUACCAGAUCACUACCGUGAUGAUAGUAGUUCCAGUCGUUCUGCUCGUCCACGAAAAUCUCCAGAAGCAAUUGCUGAAGUUGUCAGUGAUGUACCAUCAAAACGCAGCUAUUAUGAGGAACGUUAUCGUUCAUCAGAUCGGGAUCGUGAUCGUGACAGGGAACGCGAGCGAGAACGUGACAGAGACCGGGAUCGGGAAAGGGACCGUGAUCGACGUGAGGAACAUCGCUCGCGACACUAAGCAGAAAGUGAAGCACGUAGAAAUUUAAACCAGCACAUGCAACAAAGUAAAUAGAUCUAUACAAUAAGAAAAGAAGCUACGGUACUAUUAAAGUGGUACAUUGAUUGUAUUGUAUGCAAUGCUUAAACCAUAGAAAAAUAAUCAACAAUUAUUCAACUUUUACGACAGGCCCCAUAGCAAACGUAUGUUUGCAAAUUAACACUUUCAAUUGAUUAUCAUUAUAUAAAAUAGAUUUAAAUGAUCUAAACAUGCCGAAAUUUAAUAAUUUUUAAAGAAAUCGCAAAAUGCGAUUUCACCAUAGACGACUUCGAUGGAAAACAUAAUUAAUUCAAUGGAAUCGUCUUGAUGAAGAAUUAUACAUACAUACAUAGAUGUAAACUCUUAAGUCGGAAAUUAUCAAUUUAAAAAUACAACACAGCACAUCUUCAAUCAAGAUUUAUGCAGUAGCAGGAAAUGAAGUAUUCAAUAAUGAAAAUAUGGAAUUAAUCAGUACUAAUACGCCUGUGUGGAAAGAUUAAGAAAAGUGAAUAAUUUAUUUGAAGGAUAUCUAAUUCCAGUUUGAUUAAGUGAAAUUGUAACAACUGACGGCGACUGCAGAACCGGUUUGAGUGCUUGCGGCAUUAAUCCUGCGCGUUCACAUCCGAAGAAGAUUGUAUAUUGAUAUUUCCAUUUAUUAAUAAAAAAAAAAUAUUUUAAAAUGUUAAAUUGCAAA
Bactrocera oleae (olive fruit fly) is the source of this 3255-nucleotide messenger RNA. It is a transcript of the gene Cpsf6, whose product is annotated as cleavage and polyadenylation specificity factor subunit 6. The record is from RefSeq and is a predicted model, not a curated record. Gene Ontology annotation, biological process: mRNA alternative polyadenylation. Lineage: Eukaryota; Metazoa; Arthropoda; Insecta; Diptera; Tephritidae. Gene Ontology annotation, cellular component: mRNA cleavage and polyadenylation specificity factor complex. Gene Ontology annotation, molecular function: mRNA binding.